Arctia plantaginis is the source of this 312-nucleotide messenger RNA. NCBI's taxonomy places the organism in Eukaryota, Metazoa, Arthropoda, Insecta, Lepidoptera, Erebidae. The record is from the annotation of a GenBank genome assembly.
AUGAUUAUAGACGAAUUGGGGUAUGGAGAACGAGCAGGUGACAAGAUAAUGACUGGACAUCUGUUAUCAUCUUUGUUGGAUCAAGUGCUAGCUUACGUUGAGGAUGUUUUAGCCGAGAAGACCGAGCCGAACAACGCAGCUGGAAGGCAGCUGCUCGAGCUUCUCAAUUCUGUGCCUAACUUAUCUGCUGACACUUUUGCAGAUGCAUUUGCAUCCAGUGUUAAGGACUUGCUUAUGGUGGUGACCUUGGCUCAACUGAUCAAGACACAACUGCAGCUCAACGAGAAGCUGACGCUGUUGACAUCACAGUGA